AUGGCCAUCAAUUCCGCCCCCCAGACCUCGCUCCUCUCCCUCCUCUACCGCUCCUACCCGGGCGCCGUCUCCCCCGACGCUACCGAGCCCGACCUCCGUCACGCCUCCCACAAGAUCUUCUCCCAGAUCGACUACUCCGAGGAGGAGAAGGCCAGCACUAAGCUGUGGCUCGAGUCCGUCGAUGGCCUCCAGUCCGCGCUCGUCAAGGGUGACGCCGCCGCCGUCUCCGGCAUUCUGGGCCACCUGAACACCCACCUCGCCUCGCGCACCACCCUCCUGGGCACCAAGCCGUCCGUCGCCGACAUCGCCCUGUAUGCGCUGCUGGCCCCCGUCGUCGAGAAGUGGUCCCCCGAGGAGCGCACCGGUGAGCACGGCCAUCACCACAUCGUCCGCCACAUCGACCUCGUCCAGAACAGCCGCCUGUUCGGCCUGCGCAUCCCCGACGAGGAGAAGAUCGCCAUCGACCUGAACGACGUGCGCUUCGUCCCCAAGCCCGUCGACCCCAAGGAGGAGAAGGAGCGCAAGAAGAAGGAGAAGGCCGCUGCUGCCGCCGCCGCGGGCGUCCAGACCCCCGACUCCGGCAAGCCGCUGGUCGUCGGCAAGGGUCGCCCCGAGUCGAAGGAGGCCGCCCCCGAGGGCAAGGCCAAGGAGGGCAAGGCCAACAAGAAGGAGAAGAAGGAGAAGAAGGAAAAGGCCCCCAAGCCCCCGCCGGCCCCCGCCGCCCCGCCCUCCCCGUCGGUCAUCGACCUGCGUGUGGGCCACAUCCUGCGCGCCAUCAACCACCCCAACGCCGACUCGCUGUACGUGUCGACCAUCGACUGCGGCGAUGCCCCUGGCACGGAGAACACGUCGCUGGAUGAGGCCACGGGCAAGACGGUGCGCACCGUCUGCUCCGGGUUGAACGGCCUGAUUCCGCUGCCGGAGAUGCAGGACCGCAAGAUCGUGGCCGUCUGCAACCUCAAGCCCGUCACCAUGCGCGGCAUCAAGUCGUGCGCCAUGGUGCUGGCCGCGUCGCCGCGUGUCGCCGAGGGCGAGGACUCCCACGCGGGCCCCGUCGAGCUCGUCAGCCCGCCGGCCGAUGCCCCCGCCGGUGCCCGCGUCUACUUCGACGGCUGGUCGGAGGGUGAGCCCGAGAAGGUGCUCAACCCCAAGAAGAAGGUCUGGGAGACCUUCCAGCCCGGAUUCACCACGACGGACUCCCUCGAGGUGGCCUUUGACAGCAGUGCUGUCCCUGCCGUGCAGGGCCAGGAGGGCAAGCCGGCGCUGGGCAAGCUGAUGACGCAGGGUGGGUUGUGCACUGUGAAGAGCCUGAAGAACGGCACGGUGCGGUAA
This is a messenger RNA of Aspergillus candidus, 1332 nucleotides long. RefSeq names its product putative cofactor for methionyl- and glutamyl-tRNA synthetases. NCBI's taxonomy places the organism in Eukaryota, Fungi, Ascomycota, Eurotiomycetes, Eurotiales, Aspergillaceae. The transcript has a single exon. Gene Ontology annotation, molecular function: tRNA binding. Gene Ontology annotation, cellular component: methionyl glutamyl tRNA synthetase complex. The record is from RefSeq and is a predicted model, not a curated record. The coding region runs from base 1 to 1332 and encodes 443 amino acids.